Molecule: messenger RNA, 575 nt
Organism: Tribolium madens (black flour beetle)
Lineage: Eukaryota; Metazoa; Arthropoda; Insecta; Coleoptera; Tenebrionidae
Product: cuticle protein 8-like
Exons: 4
Coding region: 130-507 (125 amino acids)
Cellular component (GO): extracellular matrix
Source: RefSeq, a predicted model, not a curated record
CGCAACGAAAAACCGAGCCGAUGCAACGUCAGAGAAAGUGAGGAAGAUUGAAGGGAGGCUCUGGUGUGGUGGCAACUAUAAAACUCAAACGCAACCACUCUUCGACAUCAGUUCAUCAACACAUCAACAAUGUUCAAAGUGUUCGUCAUCACUACCCUUUUCUUGGGUGCUUACGCCGAAUAUUUGGGUGAAUUGCAGGGUUAUGGAGGCCAUGUAGGGGGCGAAAUCGAGUAUGGGGGCCACGAGGAACACCAUAACCACCACCCCAAAUAUCAAUUCAACUACGCAGUACAUGACCCUCAUACCGGCGAUGAGAAACAACACAUCGAAGAGCGCGAUGGCGACCAAGUUAAAGGGACCUACACCUUAAAGGAGGCCGAUGGUACUACUCGUGUCGUGGAAUAUAAAGCUGACAAACAUAACGGAUUUAACGCCGUUGUGCAUAAAAUUGGCGAACCACACCAACAUGGUGGUCAAAUCGGAGGCGUUUAUGGCGGACACUAUUAAUUUGUUUUUGUGAUACUUUUUAUACCUCAAUUUUUGUACUCAAUUUAAUAAAUUUGUUAUGAAAUUGA